AGAGCGGCAGCCUUUUCCCGCGCGUGCUGCCUUCGCCGCUCGGGCCGCCCGGGGGAAAACAUGGCGUCUGCCCUGGAGCAGUUCGUGAACAGUGUCCGACAGCUCUCAGCUCAAGUGUUGUUCCUGUUUUCCAGGGCAAAUGACACAGCUUUGUGAACUGAUCAACAAGAGUGGGGAACUCCUUGCGAAGAACUUAUCCCAUCUGGACACUGUGCUCGGGGCUCUGGAUGUACAAGAACACUCCUUGGGCGUCCUUGCUGUUUUGUUUGUGAAGUUUUCUAUGCCCAGUGUUCCUGACUUCGAAACGCUAUUCUCACAGGUUCAGCUCUUCAUCAGCACUUGUAAUGGGGAGCACAUUCGAUAUGCAACAGACACUUUUGCUGGGCUUUGCCAUCAGCUAACAAAUGCACUUGUGGAAAGAAAACAGUGACAACAUAAGAUCCAAUGUGCUGCCAUCUUUGAGAACUUAUCUGAAAGAGAUGUCAUUUCUGACAGCCCCUGCGAGGAAUUGGCAUCCUUAAGCAAGCCAUAGACAAGAUGCAGAUGAAUACAAACCAGCUGACCUCAAUACAUGCUGAUCUCUGCCAGCUUUGUUUGCUAGCAAAAUGCUUUAAGCCUGCCCUUCCAUAUCUUGACGUGGAUAUGAUGGAUAUCUGUAAAGAGAAUGGAGCCUAUGAUGCAAAACACUUUUUAUGUUACUAUUAUUAUGGAGGGAUGAUCUAUACUGGGCUGAAGAACUUUGAAAGAGCUCUCUACUUUUAUGAACAGGCUAUAACUACUCCUGCCAUGGCGGUCAGUCAUAUCAUGUUGGAAUCAUAUAAAAAGUAUAUUUUAGUGUCUUUGAUAUUACUUGGCAAAGUACAACAGCUACCAAAAUAUACAUCUCAAAUUGUGGGUAGAUUCAUUAAGCCUCUUAGCAAUGCAUACCACGAGUUAGCACAAGUGUAUUCAACCAACAACCCCUCAGAACUCCGAAACCUGGUGAAUAAGCACAGUGAAACCUUCACUCGCGAUAACAACAUGGGGCUGGUGAAGCAAUGCUUGUCAUCUCUUUAUAAGAAGAAUAUUCAGAGGCUAACAAAGACCUUUUUAACUCUAUCAUUACAAGAUAUGGCAAGUCGUGUGCAGUUGUCUGGACCUCAGGAGGCAGAGAAAUACGUUCUGCACAUGAUAGAAGAUGGUGAGAUUUUUGCAAGUAUUAACCAGAAGGACGGUAUGGUCAGUUUCCAUGAUAACCCUGAAAAAUAUAAUAACCCAGCCAUGCUUCAUAACAUUGAUCAGGAGAUGCUGAAGUGCAUUGAGCUGGAUGAGCGGCUGAAAGCCAUGGACCAGGAGAUCACAGUGAACCCUCAGUUUGUACAAAAGAGUAUGGGCUCACAAGAAGAUGAUUCAGGAAACAAACCAUCCAGUUAUUCUUGAAACUAACAUCCAUCCUGAGCUAAACAAGAGAAACUACCAUCUUGGCCAGUGACAAGUGUUCGGAGGGCAGCAGAGAGGACCAAGCCUGUGUCACCUGGAGACUAAGAAAUUAAGUUUUGUUUUGACAUCUUCAGUCCUGUGUGCUUUCAGAAAACCAUUUUCUCUGCAAAGAAAGGAAACAGAUUUGCAAACUUUAAAGUCUGUCGUGGAUUUAUUUAUCCUCAGAUUAUUGUUACUGCAUUAAAUCUACCUUUUUGUUUUAAGUUGCUUGAACAUUAAUGUGUCUUCUGUAUCACUUUUUUCUCCUCUGAAGUUUUUAAUAAGCACAUUCAUUGUGAACAGAAAUAGCUGGAUUUUAGGAAUUUUUGGAAGAUUUGGAUCUGAAAGGUUUUUAUUUAUUGACAAAUUUGUAUCUACAAAAAAAUCUAAAAGUUGUAAUCAUUGUCUUCAGAAAAUAAAAGAAAAGAAAGGCCAGACAGACA
Homo sapiens (human) is the source of this 1901-nucleotide messenger RNA. RefSeq names its product COP9 signalosome subunit 3 (gene COPS3). Gene Ontology annotation, cellular component: cytoplasm; nucleus; COP9 signalosome. Lineage: Eukaryota; Metazoa; Chordata; Mammalia; Primates; Hominidae. The transcript is spliced from 12 exons. The record is from RefSeq and is marked reviewed. The coding region runs from base 538 to 1419 and encodes 293 amino acids.